Molecule: messenger RNA, 600 nt
Organism: Aureobasidium subglaciale EXF-2481
Lineage: Eukaryota; Fungi; Ascomycota; Dothideomycetes; Dothideales; Saccotheciaceae
Exons: 3
Coding region: 1-600 (199 amino acids)
Biological process (GO): vesicle-mediated transport; vesicle fusion
Cellular component (GO): plasma membrane; SNARE complex
Molecular function (GO): SNAP receptor activity; syntaxin binding
Source: RefSeq, a predicted model, not a curated record
AUGUCCGAGGCACCUUACGACCCCUACAUCCCCUCUGGCCAGACCGGCGGUGCCAGCAGAGAUGGCAACCAGCGCACUGCUGCUCUGCAAGCUGAAAUCGAUUCGACCGUCAAUGUCAUGCGCAACAACAUCAACAAGGUCUCUGAGCGUGGCGAGCGUCUCGACAGUCUGCAAGACAAGACCGACAACUUGGCCGUUUCUGCCCAAGGCUUCAGACGUGGAGCCAACAGAGUCAGAAAGCAGAUGUGGUGGAAGGACAUGAAGAUGAGAAUGUGUCUCAUCGCCGGUAUCAUCAUCUUGCUGGUCAUCAUCAUCGUCCCCAGUGCAUGCAGUCGUCGCAACAAAACAUCACUAGAGCGACCCGGCUCGACGUGUUUUGACGAAAUGACCCCGGAAGUUUGCGAAGCCUCUGUCGACGAGGCACGCGUAUUAUACCACUUUGCCACGAUUCCCCCGUCUGUUCGAAUCCUCUCCGAUACCACGACAUGCCUCGACUGCACUUUAACGAACUGGCGCACAAGGGAGCAUCUGCUGAUCUGUUUCUUGACUUUACGAUUGUUUUCCAGCCUCUGCACAAGCCAAGGGCCUCUAUACGUGUAG